Messenger RNA from Magallana angulata, 2098 nucleotides. RefSeq lists its product as uncharacterized. The transcript is spliced from 12 exons. Lineage: Eukaryota; Metazoa; Mollusca; Bivalvia; Ostreida; Ostreidae. The record is from RefSeq and is a predicted model, not a curated record. The coding region runs from base 143 to 2074 and encodes 643 amino acids.
UCCUUCGUAAUUUUCGAACAAGUUAACCAACCCGAAGAUUGCCAAUCUUUGUACGAGUUAACUUAAUUUGCAAAUCCAUGUAAACAAACUCGAAAACUGUAUCCAGUUUUUGAGCUGAUUGAAAGAUAUAAAAUCUUGCAAGAUGACAGAUCUACAAGAUGAAUUUUCCAUUGACAUUGAUGAAACGAGAGCAAACAGUGGAGGGCCAGCCAUUAAUCUCUUCAAUGUGGACAUGAAAUAUCAAUCUAUAGACUUUACUACUACAGAAAACCCUAGCAUUCAACAGGAUGAGAACACAGAGGGAGAUAACAUUACUAGUAAUAGGAGUGUUACUCCCCCUGCCCCGUCAUUAGACAUAUUUGAUUUUGAUAUGAAAUACACAGAAGAUCCUUCCGAGGAACACUUUAAAGUAUCAGAAAAUGUAGAUGUUGUAGUGUCCCCAGCACCUCAACUCAAGGGCAUUGAUUUUACCAGCUUCUCAAAGACUGAGGAAACAAAAAGGACCUCUCAAUCUGAAACAAAUUCAGUGUCCCAAAAUGAGGGGAGAACAAUGGAUCAGAAUUCAGUAGAGAAGACGGCUACCUCCCAAAAUGCUCAGAAAUCGGUGCUGAUGCAGAGCGUGCUCCAGAAAAUUAAGACGACGCAGACCGGUGGAGACAGUCAGGUGGUCCAGGUGGAGAAAAAGGUGACAGAGGUGAAAGUGAUGCACACCGAGAAGAGAUUACAAGAGACCACCAGCACAUUGAUAAUUGAAAACAGUGUUAAAAUGAAGAACAAUGAAGACUCUGAUGAGGAAUUUGAUUUUGACACACCCACUACCAAAACUAGUGAGAGGUCUCAGAAUUCUGAUAGCCAGAAACUUAAAGAAACCCAAGCAUCCAUGACAGCAAAGUCUAAAGCAGUCUCAGAAACCUCACCUCUUUUUAAAAAUGCAGAAAAACAGCCCCCAAUGAUGUCAGUUACGAAAGAUCCCGAGAUUAAAGCCAGUCCAGCAGUUGGUGUUGUACAGAAGGCACCAACAUCAACCAGUGAAGGACUUACCCAGGGUUUACCGGAGAAAAGUGUGGCAGCAAAGUUCAUAGGACAGUCUCAAACUGUCAGUGAAAUAGGGCAUGCUGUACUGAAACAGGUUUGUGAGAAUGGAACAGUAUCAGAAAUGGCCCACGUCCAAAAUAAUGUUGAAGAUGAAUGGGACAAAGUCCAGACAAUUGAAGCAGGGUUUGUAGAUGAGAAUGACACCAAAAAGAAAGAGAGUGUUGUGACGAAUGUACCAUUGCUGUCGUACUACGAAAUGUCAGAACAUUUGGGCACACAGGAUUUUUCAGGAGUAAAGGAUAAGAUCAGGACAACAGUGGAAUAUCAUGGCUUCUCUAAACUCAAGCACUUCCUGUUUGGACCACCCAAGCUUCACAGAGAUCUACACGAUGAGAGAGACAGAAUAUUCUGCAUCGCAGCUUCUGUGCUGGAGAACUCGGACCAGAUCCACGUUCGGUCCCUACAGACAAUCUACCGCAGCCUCACCGGGUCAAGGUUCGACUGCCCUCGCUAUGGCAACCAUUGGGAGGAAAUCGGAUUUCAGGGCAGGGAUCCAGCCACUGACCUGAGGGGUGUUGGUCUGCUAGGACUGUUACACCUGGUUUACCUGUUGCGUGAUGCUAAGCGACAGGUGUUGGCCAGUGAGAUCUACAAGCUCUCCCUCCAUCCUACUCAGAACUUUCCGUUUUGUGUCAUGUCCAUCAACCUUACUAGGAUUGCUCUUCAAGCUCUGAGAGAAGGCUGUCUCAACAAAGAGUGUAAUAAACAGAGGGACGUCCUGGCCCUGAUGUGUGACUUCUACACCGGCCUCUACCUACAGAUGUACCAGGUGUGGAAGUCUCAGGGGAAGACCAUCACAGACUCAGGGUUUGUCCUACAGCACAUAGAAACUCAUGGCAAGAAGCAUCCUCAUGCAGUACUGAAAAAUCUAGAGGAGUACCUGGCCAAGAAGAAAUCGGCAGCCAACCUGGAGAAUGUCAACCUCGGAGAGGAACAGUUUAUGAGUGUUGUAGACUCAGAAACAGCCGGACAUUACUGAGGCCCCAGAAGGAGGGGGGAGUUU